AACGUCACACUCCUAGCGCCCCGAACCCACCUUUCUAUCUCCCUCUCUCUGAUUCUCCCUGAACCCCGCAGUAGCUAUCAAUUUCUGGCCAGCGUUUCUCCCCCGUCCGGGCACCAAUGGCCGCCAUUUUUGUCCCAAAAUGUUCCCCUGCUUUUCCUCCACCUAUUCCAUCAAAAUUAAGCCCAUCCUACCAUAGUGGAAUACGGUGGCUCGUUCAAAAGAAAUCCCAGAAAUAGCCGUCGAUUUCAAGCUAUUUUCGGUGGCGGUUGCCGUCGCCACCUAUUGGGUUUUGAUCCCCGCCCUCGAAGGAAACUAAUCCACCAAAGAGCCCCCUCAUUGGUCCACCGGUGAAGGAGAAUCGAAGCUGGAGAUUUUUCACAGCCAUUGAAGCUUUUCCGGAGAGAUUUCGGAAAAUCCGGCUACCAUCGACCCUCGACCGAGAUAUUACUCCCCACCGUAGUGUUAAUAGCUAUAAGGAUGCGUGUUGAUACUCAGAUUCACCAGUUGCAGAAGUAUAUCGAGAAAGGGAUGUUUGUGGAAGUGGGCAAAGGAAUAUCACCUAACUUUGAACAAGUUUUGGAAUUACUGUUGAAUAAGGAAGAGUUUCUGGCUUUUGCACCAGACACCGAAGAAACAAGGUCAAUGAUUAACAUAAUAUCGGUUAAAUUUCCCCUCUUGAAGGUUUUUGAACUGAGUUCUUCCCAAGGGCCUGAGGUGGGUUUGGAAUUGUUCAAUCAUGUGCAUUAUUUUAGAGUUUUGGUAUUUGGAGGAGAUGGCACUGUUGCAUGGGUCCUUGAUGCGAUUGAGAGGCAUAAAUUUGAAUCACCCCCACCUAUUGCUAUUCUCCCCCUUGGCACAGGAAAUGAUUUGUCAAGGGUAUUGCAAUGGGGAAGAGGCUUCUCGACGGUUGAUGGACAAGGUGGCUUAACCACGCUGUUGCAUGAAAUUAACCAUGCUGCAGUUACAAUGUUAGAUCGCUGGAAGGUAAACAUCAAAUCAGAAGCUGAUCCGAAUAAAGUGCAGUCUAAGUUCAUGAUGAACUAUUUAGGUAUUGGAUGUGAUGCAAAGGUUGCAUAUGAAUUUCAUGUGACUCGGGAAAUAAAUCCUGAGAAGUUCAGUAGUCAGUUUGUGAAUAAAUUACGAUACGCUAAAGAAGGUGCCAGAGAUAUAAUGGACCGAACUUGUGCUGACCUUCCUUGGCAAGUUUGGCUUGAAGUUGAUGGGAAAGACAUAGAUAUUCCAAAGGAUUCAGAGGGUCUAAUCGUGCUCAACAUUGGCAGCUACAUGGGUGGAGUAAAUCUUUGGCAAAACGAUAUUGAGCAUGAUGAUGACUUCAGUCUUCAGUCCAUGCAUGAUAAAAUGCUUGAAGUUGUAUGCGUAUGUGGAGCUUGGCACCUUGGCAAACUUCAGGUAGUGUUUGAGGUGGACUUAUCACAUCCAAAGAUCCUUGAAUAUGUGGAUAAGAAGAUGGCAAAGUUAUACUCUCAAUUCAAGGUUGCAUGAACACUACAAGGCAUGCGAAACACCUAAGGCAGGACGUUCGAAUCUACCACACCCUAGUUUAUGGAAUGGGAGACUAGUGAAUCAUUGGUAUUGGUUGUGUGAUAAAGUUUACACUGAUGAAGACUUUUUGUAAUGUAGGAGCUAUCCAAGCAAAAUGCUGACAAUCGGAAGAAGCAAAAAUAUCACCACAAGGGUGGUGCAAAGCCAUUCAUCCAACAUGCUAUGGAGGCCCAUAAGGUAAAUGAAACUACAGUACAUAGCUUAGUAGUUAAUUUGGUUAUUCUUACGUCAAUUGUGUUUGUUUUGAAGAAAAAAAAAAAGAGUGGAGCACUGUUAUCUAUGAUAGAUAAUUGGGGGGCUCUCCACAAAGACAAGAAGGGUCAAUGGAUCAAUGAUGUUGCUCAAGAGAAACAUGUACCUUGGUAUGAAACAUGUGUGACACAGACCUCAUCACAAUCUAAAGAAAUAUGUGACGCCAACAUCAUCACAGUUGAAAAGACAUGUGACGUAUACAUCGUCACAUACUACGAAAUUAUGUGACGUGUGCAUCAUCACACACUACAAAAAUAUGUGAUGUGUGCGUCGUCACACACUACAUAAAUAUGUGAUGCCUAAAGGCUCACGUAUUGUAUAGGAAGGAGCAUUUUAUAUCCAGUUUAGGAGAGGAAUUACUCCUCACAGAUGCAGCUAAACCAUGACCCAAAUCACGCAUCACUAAUAGUCGUAGGAAGUGACUAAUGGACAGCUACAUAAUUCAACGUAUAGUGACGCGGCAUGUGUCACAGAUAUCGGGUAUAUGUGACGAAGAGAAAAAGUGACAUGUGGGAGAAUCGGUGAUGGGGUAUAGGUUACGAAAGCUGUGACACUAAAAUUGCGUCACAUAUACUCAACUGUGACGAAAUUCCAUGUUUCAGUGACGACUAUCCCUCUUCACAAAAGGCAUGUUUUCUUGUAGUGGUUGUUACGGGGAAUGAUGGCAGAUUGAAAAGAAGCACUGCAUUUCAUCCACAGACAGAUGGGCAAACGAAGGUCGUAAACCGAACUAUGGUACACUUGUUGAGGGGUUACAAUUCCAAGCAUCCAAAAACUUGGGAUGAAAAUCUCCCUUACUUACAAUUUCCUUUUAACCGAGGAAUUCAUGGCUCUACACUCAAAUCUCCAUUUGAGGUUUGUUUGAGUUAUUUACCCCAGAGUCCUUUUGAUUUAUUAUUCACAAUGAGUGACCAACCAUUAAGUGGGAAAGAAGAAGAACAUAUUCAAUCACAUAAAUUUCUCAAACGAGUUAGAAACAUUCAUGCUGAAGUGGAGGCACAACUGAAACGUUCUUAGCAACAAUAUAAAGCUCACCAUGAUAAGCAUCGUGUGCCAUGUAACUUCAAAGAAGGUGACCUAGUAUGGUUACACCUUGGAAAGGAGGCUAACCGGUGUAGGCAAGAAACUAAAACCUAUUCAUUAUGGACCGUUCAAGAUCAUCAAACAAAUUGGUGAUAAUGCCUUUCAACUUGAAUUACCACCAUACAUGCAUAUGUACUCGGUCAUCAAUGCCGAGAAUCUUAAACUUUUUGAGCCAUCUCUACUUGAUGAUCCCGACGAAGACACGCCUUCCAUCAGUUGAUGACUUAAAGAUUGAACGAGAAGAUCCUUUGCAGGAGGAUUGUAUCUUAGAACAGAAGGUUCAUGAGACUCGACAUGGAAAGUAUGAGUAUUUUCGUAUUGGUAGAAAAGGUCAACUUCCUAGCAAGUCGAAGUGGUAUAUUCAAGACAAGGCAAUAACAAAGUUUCCUCAUCUCACAAUUUAACUUCACCGGAACUCAAGCAUCUUAAAUAGGGGAGCCAUGAUCCAGGAGGAUCUACCAAUAA
Prunus dulcis (almond) is the source of this 3363-nucleotide messenger RNA. Its product is annotated as diacylglycerol kinase 2-like. The transcript has 10 exons. Gene Ontology annotation, molecular function: ATP-dependent diacylglycerol kinase activity. Bases 478 to 1503 code for a protein of 341 amino acids. NCBI's taxonomy places the organism in Eukaryota, Viridiplantae, Streptophyta, Magnoliopsida, Rosales, Rosaceae. The record is from RefSeq and is a predicted model, not a curated record.